Molecule: messenger RNA, 510 nt
Organism: Trametes versicolor FP-101664 SS1
Lineage: Eukaryota; Fungi; Basidiomycota; Agaricomycetes; Polyporales; Polyporaceae
Exons: 1
Source: RefSeq, a predicted model, not a curated record
AUGCUCAAAGCUGCGAAGAAAUACGGGGUACGUCUGGACGUGAAGAACCCAUCCGAAACUUUGAAGGAGGCGCUCCCAAUCUGGUCCCACAUCGGCGUCAUGCAAGGACGGGUGAUGUCCAACUCCCGAACUUCAAGAUGCAUUCGCGAGAACCACGGUGUUGUUACCGUAGGGGCCUGUCUCAAUCUCGCCCGACGCUUGUCCCUACCGAGCCGGACUGCACAAAACGUCGCACACGUCCCGUCCGCGAGGUGCCCAUGCACCGAAUGUGAGGCUGAUCGCUCCGAAAAUGGAUGUACUAACCCGCAUCGAUGUGCAGCUGCGGCGCACGACUUACUUCGUAAGUUGCAGCCAGCCUGGGUCCCAGACGGCGCAAGACACAGUGACGGCCUCUCACUGACGAAGUCACGGAAGCGAAAAAACACGACCGCACGAGAACACCGGGAUAGAAUCUUAUUCAAUCCCUCUGCCUCAUCCACACUGCCCCUAGCAGACACAAUUCGAGCCUUC